Molecule: messenger RNA, 438 nt
Organism: Triticum turgidum subsp. durum (durum wheat)
Lineage: Eukaryota; Viridiplantae; Streptophyta; Magnoliopsida; Poales; Poaceae
Source: the annotation of a GenBank genome assembly
AUGCCAGAGAACGUCACCGGCGGGCUGUCGCACUGGCUGCCCGAUGAGUUCUGCGGGGUGACGCUCGUGGCCGACAAAGAGUUCCCCGGUGUAUGCCGCUGGGCGAAGGCAUACAUCGAUGAGGAGCACGUGAAGCGGUGGCUGCCAGACAAGGGGGCGCUCGUCGCCAUUAGGGUCGGGCCCAUAGCGUACAGGAAACAUGAUCAUCCAUCGUCGGAUCGAUCGGCUUCGGCGACAGUUCUUACAACGCUGCUAGAUCGGAUCAUUGGAAACGUGAUCGUUGGAUCAAUCGGCAACAGUUCCAGACUCCAGAACACCGGCAAGGGGCGGCACGGCUACAGUUCCAGACUCCAGAACACUGGUGAUGGGCAGCAUGGCGACAGUUACUCUGAUCCUCUCGCCAAAACAAGGAGAGAUGUUUCGGUGAAUCAGAAGUGA